Cladocopium goreaui is the source of this 2467-nucleotide messenger RNA. NCBI's taxonomy places the organism in Eukaryota, Dinophyceae, Suessiales, Symbiodiniaceae. The record is from the annotation of a GenBank genome assembly.
AUGUUGCUGUUCCAGGGCGACAUCAUGUUGGAGGGUUCAUUGGUCUCGUGGAAGCGUGGUGCGCGCAGCCACAAGGGCUUGAAACGUACGGCCAGAAACAGCGUUUGGGGGUCUUCCUCGUUGCAGGCAUCAGCCGUGUCUUCGCUCUUCAAGGGGCCGGCCAAAAAGGACCUCAGGCGGACUCAAAGUUUUGGCGGAGGUCGACCGCGAUCAUCCUGGACUCAGAGCAUCACAGCCCAGCCUCGGGCGAGAAGCAAAGACGAGAGGCCUGAGUCGGUGCCGGCCCCGAAGCCAAAAGAGGAGGAGGUGCCUGAAGAUGUGGCGCCGGAGGAGGCUCCGGUUGCCACGGUCCAGGAAAGUGGCAUGGAGCCGCCCUUGGAGCUGACGGAGGCCAUUCCCGGUGUGGUCGGUGAGUCGGGUGAAGAGGCAGUGCAACUGAGCGGUUUCGUGGGCGAUAGCAGCUGUUUGAACGGAACCUUCACGGCAAAUGGCACGGAAGUGAACGGCAAACAGGUCUACAGCCAAGGAGAUGGCAGCAAGGAAUGCAUGUGGUACCACAACGGUGCCUGGCGCAUUGGCUCCUACAACUGGCUGGACACCAAGGAUUUAGGGCGAUGCCACGCCUUCGUCAAGACAGAGCAUGACUUGGAUCACAUCGCGGCCAGCGAAACCUGGAUGAGCUGCUUGGGAUCUUCUGGAGGGGAUCCUGACAGCCAGGAUGGUAGCCUCUUCCAGCCACAGAUGAGCGCUCGAGCUGCCAAAAUGGCGCUGGAUAACGUCGUGAAGCGAACUGGAAGUAAGAAGGGGCUGGUGCCAUCCCUGAGCAGCAACCGGCUCACCAACAUCCUGACGGAUCAGAUUUGCCCUAACCAACUUGUGUACAGCAUCGAGUGGCCGGCGUCCUUGUCCUGCUCCUUAGUGAAAUCUCUUACACACUUAGUGAGCCACACGCUGGUGGCCUGCCACGUGGUGGGGUCGGUCUGCCAAAUGGCAAACCUGGCGUCAUCGUGGCUCUUGGAACAUGGCACAGGCAGCCUGAGGGGCAAAGAUCAGCAGCUGCUCCGGCAGACGCUUCUCAAGGACUUGGAUCGUAUCCUGGGCCUUCCUCCCAGCCGCCCUUUGGUGGUGGAGGAGGAGGUGGAUCAGUUCCUGGCCUCGGGCCGCGUCUCAGACGCCAAUCUGAAGCGCCUGCUGCGCCGCGCCGAGGCGCGGCUGCUGCUGGCCGGCGCGCGCUCGGACGCCGGCUACUCAGGUGCGCAGACGGAGCGCUCCCAGCCGCUGGCGCUGCCACCAGUCGCACCAGCGCAGCAGGUGCAGUCGGCACGGGGCCCGGCCAGACCGGAGAUGCCCAGUGUGGAGGAGGAGGAGGACUUGCUGAAGUGGUCGCAGGUGGCGAAGUUGGCCAAGAAGGAGGCGGAACUGGAAGCCCUGCAGAAACGCGAAGCCAAGAAACACGCGCAGACGGAGAUUCGAACCUAUCUGCAGCAGCAAAUUGACGAGAAGAACUCGAAGAAGCAGAAAGCUGCGGAAGAUGAACGGAAGUUUUGCGAGAUGCAGGAUGCCGAACUGGAACGGUGGAAGAGGGACCAGGUGCAACAAGCUGAGGAACGGCUACACAAGGUACAACAGGUGAUUCGCGACCGCGAGGUGCAGUCCGAAGAGGUUUUUCGAAAGCGCGAGGCCGAGAGGGAGCAGAAGCUGGACGAAGACAAGCGCCUGGUGCAGCGCGCCACGCGGGAGAUGGAGCAGGAACAACAGGCCGUGGCUCAGAAGCGCCACCAGAACAGGUUGGCGCAGGCCCAGUGGGUCCAGGAAGCCACAGAGAACAAGGCCAAGGGGAGCGAUGCACGGCAGCAACGCAUCCAGGAGGAGCAGAGGAUUCUGCAGGAUUAUGUGGAGCUGUUGGAGAAGCAGGAGGCCCGGCGGAGAGCGGCAAAACCCAAGAUCCGCGAGCAGUCGCCGGAAGCGCCGCCACGUGCCAAGAGGAAAGGGGAGGAGGUCUACUACGACGAGGCCAUUGUGAUGCGGAUCCAUCAGGAAACCUUGGCGAAAGCCGAGCAGAAUGAGCUCCGAAAACAGGAGCGCCUGAAAAUGGAGCGGCAUCGGAACCAGGCAUUCCUGUCCGAGCAGAUUGCGGAACGGGACCGGCAGAAACGCCAGGUCCUGGAGCUCAAGGGCGGGCAGAAGGCGGCAGCGCAGCAGGCGGCAGAGGAGGCGCGACAGAACGAGAAGCGACGGAUGCAGGAACAGAGGGCAAGGUACCUUCAGAACCGCCUUGAGUUGGAGGGUCAGAUGUCCGGCAAAGGGAAGAAGAAGUUCCAGGAGGAUGAGAUGAACAGGGCCGAAAAGGCAAUCAAUCGGCGGUACGUCAUCGAAACCUUCCACAAGACAUCGGAAGGUCUGAGCCCUCAUUGAUGGAUGUAGCAAACUCGUAGCUCUGAGUGGAAGUUUCUUUGGCUGUUUUGUC